CGGGUCCCCACUCGAUUCCUCUGGCGCCCUCGCCCUCAAUCUUCUGCCCCCAUCCAGCACAGGUCGGUCUCAGCGGACCAACGGACAGACGGACGGACGGACGAGAGGACGACCCGCUGGGACGCCCCGGCAGCAGGAGGGGCGGGGAGGCGACGGCUGCGGCUUGAGAAGCAGGAGCAGGUGCCGCGGCGACGAGCGGGCGGGGCGGGACGGAGCGGAGCGCCGGGCGGGGGCGCGGCGCCGGCUUGCGUGGGCCGGCUGGGAGCCGAGAGGCCGCGACUGUGAGUGAGCCCGGCCAGGUUGCGCUGGGGGCGAGGGGAUCUGGAGUGGAGUCGGGUCGGGUGGUGACUCUGGAGGGCGCACGGAUCCCAAGGAGACAGAAAGGACGAGAGCUGGAGGAAGAUCCGAUCAGCCGCGGGGGCGCUACGGAGGGUAGGGUAGAAAAGGGGGCAUACCUGGAGGCGAGACUGGGGGUCAUCAGAAUAUGAAGCUGGAGCUUGGAAGGGGGGCCGGGAGCAGAAGUGAGUGAGGCAGGAGAAAUGGCGGGGGUUGUGUGAGGUCUGCUGAGUUGGUAAGAUCCAGAAGUGUUAAGUUCCAAGGUAGAGGAGGUGGGUUGAGAAGGAGUCUUAGCGGGAGGCCCAGGGGAAGUCAACGGUGGGAGUUGAGCUGAGACCGAAGGCAAGCUCGGGAACAGAUGGGGUAGGAGGCUCACCAGGCGAGGCAGGUGGGCUGAGGUGUGAGGCUGGUUUAAAAAAGCAGGGGCCAGUUGGAGGUGAGGAUGAGUCUGGUUGGGGAGCCAUCUCCGAAGUGAGGCCAGCACAGACUGAGGACGGCCCCAGAGUGGAAGGGUUCCCCGGGGAGGAAACUCCACAGUGAGGCCCAAGGCUUGGUCAGGGGGGCGCCCCCCCAUGGGGGAAACCUCUCCCUGGUGGUUGCUGGAGCCAUGCUGUCCCGAAAAGGCAUCAUCCCUGAGGAGUAUGUGCUGACACGGCUAGCAGAGGACCCCACGGAGCCCCGAUACCGAGCGCGAGAGCGGAGGGCCCGCUUCGUGUCCAAGAAUGGCAAUUGCAACGUAGCGCACAAGAACAUCCGGGAGCAGGGCCGAUUCCUGCAGGACGUAUUCACCACGCUAGUGGACCUCAAGUGGCCACACACGCUGCUUAUCUUUACCAUGUCCUUCCUGUGCAGCUGGCUGCUCUUUGCCAUGGUCUGGUGGCUCAUCGCCUUCGCUCACGGUGACCUGGCCCCUGGCGAGGGCACUGCUGUGCCCUGCGUCACCAGCAUCCACUCUUUUUCAUCUGCCUUCCUUUUCUCCAUUGAGGUCCAGGUGACCAUCGGCUUUGGCGGGCGCAUGGUGACCGAGGAGUGCCCGCUGGCCGUCUUGGUCCUCAUUGUGCAGAACAUCGUGGGGCUCAUGAUCAAUGCCAUCAUGCUGGGCUGCAUCUUCAUGAAGACCGCCCAGGCCCACCGGCGGGCCGAGACCCUCAUCUUCAGCAAGCACGCUGUCAUCGCAGUGCGCCACGGCCGCCUGUGCUUCAUGCUGCGCGUGGGUGACCUCCGCAAAAGCAUGAUCAUCAGCGCCACCAUCCACAUGCAGGUGGUGCGCAAGACCACCAGCCCCGAGGGCGAGGUGGUGCCGCUCCACCAGGUGGACAUCCCCAUGGAGAACGGCGUGGGGGGCAACAGCAUCUUCCUGGUGGCCCCUCUCAUCAUCUACCACGUCAUCGAUGCCAACAGUCCCCUCUACGACCUGGCGCCCAGUGACCUGCAUCACCACCAAGACCUCGAGAUCAUCGUCAUUCUGGAAGGCGUGGUGGAAACCACAGGCAUCACCACCCAGGCCCGCACCUCCUACUUGGCCGACGAGAUCCUCUGGGGCCAGCGCUUUGUACCCAUUGUGGCAGAGGAGGACGGCCGCUACUCCGUGGACUACUCCAAAUUUGGCAACACCAUCAAAGUGCCCACGCCGCUCUGCACGGCCCGCCAGCUUGAUGAGGACCGCAGCCUGCUGGACGCCCUGACCCUCGCCUCGGCCCGUGGCCCCCUGCGCAAGCGCAGUGUGGCUGUGGCCAAGGCCAAACCCAAGUUUAGCAUCUCUCCGGAUUCCCUGUCCUGAGCCAUGGUCCCUUGGGCCCCCACGCUGCUUGUGUGCACGGGGGCAGUGUGGUAUGGUGUGUAGAGUGGACAUGGUGUGGGCCCCUUGACCAGGCCGGGACCUGGUGUGAGGCUGGGCCCUCUUCAGCUCAGCCUCCCCUCCUGCUGUUAGCCCAUGGUGUUACAGGGCACUUGUCACUACUCUAUUUCUGGCCUCGGCGGGAGCCUGUACUGGGUUAUUUUUGUCUCUGCUCUUCCCAGCCCCAGCUCAGGACUGGCUCACCUCCCUACCCCCCUCCCCGCCCCCGGGCUGGGGAAGCUGUGGGAAGUGUUGGACCCUAAAGUUGGGUCUCCUGCCAGCUCUGCAUCCCCGUGAUCAAUUGACCACAAGCUGGGCAGGUGGCUGGGGAAGAACAGUCCCCAGGUGGGCAACCUGCUGCUCUGUUUCGGUGGCCCCAAGAGAUGACCGGCCACUCUUGGUCCCUGAAGAAGUGUGGCCUACUGGGUGGGCCCUGCCAGCUGGGGAGGGCAGUCAAUGAAGGAGCGUAUUCCAGCUGGAGGAUUAGAAGUAGUGGAACCGACACAGACAGGGACAGGCCGAGUCUGCUAGGACUCCCCUCCCUAGGGCACGGAGGAAGUGGUGUGAGGGCACACAGCUAUGGUGAGCCCUGGUCAGGCACAGGAAAGAGGAGCUGGGCCCCUGUGCCCCCGCCCCGUGCCCUUACACCAAGACUUCUCUGGUGAGGGGCUGCUGUGCCUGCCUGCUCCCAUUCUGUCCCUGCCUCGGGAGGCUGGGACGGGCUCGGGCAGACAUCGAUGUGCCAAGCAGAAAGAGGCUGAGGAGACGGGGGCCUGCGCCUACCAUACAGAUUGAACUCUGGCUCUGGCUCCCCACCAGUGGCUGUCACUCACUGGCUGUCCAGAGGGUGUCUGUGGAGGGUCUUUGGGUCGCUAGAAAAGGAGAUGUUGGAAAGCUCACGAUGGUGGGGGUGAGCGAGGCCCCUGACGUAAAGAGGCCCUUAGUCCUCACGGGCUUGACCGCAGCCGGGGCUCCUGGAGCUGUACUGCGUGUACCUGCCCAGAUGCCGCCUUCUCUGUUGUCCAUAAAACCUCCCUACACGCUGGGCAGUUCUUGCUGGGGAGGGAGGGGGCACACUGGCGGACAGGGAGGGCAGGGGCCGGCCCACAUUCCAAAGGUGCCACAGAUCCUAGCCAGGCGGCCAGGAAAAGGACCUGGGGCCGACCCUGAUCACCCGGUUCAGGAGACUUUCACCUUUCUGCCUCAGGCAGCCCAGCCCUGCCAGUCCGUCUGAACAUAUCAGUUUUGGGGCACCUACCAGGCUUAUAGCCCUGGGCCUGGCCUCCACUCCGGGGAUCUGCUGGAAGGCUGGGGUGGUCAGGGAAGGGGUGGGGCCAUUAGAUGCAUUAGUGUACAGGGAUACUGCAAGUUUGGUUCCAGACCACCGCAACAAAACAAAUAGUGUGAUAAAGAGAGUCAAAUGACUAUUUUUUGGUUUCCCACCGCAUAUAAAAGUUAUGUUUACACUAUACUGUAGUCUGUUCGGGGUGCAAUAGCAUUACGUCUAAAAAAACAAUGUACAUACCUUCAUUAAAAAAUACUUUAUUGCUAAAAAGUGCUAA
Ailuropoda melanoleuca (giant panda) is the source of this 3735-nucleotide messenger RNA. It is a transcript of the gene KCNJ11, whose product is annotated as potassium inwardly rectifying channel subfamily J member 11. Lineage: Eukaryota; Metazoa; Chordata; Mammalia; Carnivora; Ursidae. Gene Ontology annotation, biological process: regulation of monoatomic ion transmembrane transport; potassium ion import across plasma membrane. The record is from RefSeq and is a predicted model, not a curated record. Gene Ontology annotation, cellular component: plasma membrane. The transcript has a single exon. Bases 944 to 2116 code for a protein of 390 amino acids. Gene Ontology annotation, molecular function: ATP-activated inward rectifier potassium channel activity.